AUGGACGACAGAGCUGCGGAGGUCCAUGCACCGCGGAAGAAGGUACAGGCACCGCGACCAGGUGCAAUCAAACCAGAUCCUUCCGAUGGCGGCGUGACACGUCGCGUCUUUGUGUUUGAUUUGACGCUGGACCGUUUCUUUGCUGCGUGGCAUGCUGUCAGCAUCGAUGCUCGUCACUAUGGGAGGUGUCGACGAGACGCGAACUCACGAAAAUGGUUGGGGACACAAUGCUCGACUCGGUUCUUGUGGAGCCUGGUCGCAUCUUUGCAGUGCUUUGUUGAUAAGACUCUGCCAGCAAAGUUGUUUCGGGGAAUGCGCUGCCGGCACAUAUCGACCCAGAAUGCGGGAACGUUUCUGUCAAGCAGUGAAAGAGGUAUUUGUAAGGUCGUGUUUGACAACGAGGCGGAGCCUACAUUAGUUCCGAUGGUGCAGCUCGUCCGGGUUUGUGUGGUGCCACAUCCUUUCUUGGCCGGGUUGGCGUUUCUGGCUUGGGCACUGGCUCAUGCGCAGCAGGAGGACUUGAAGAUUGACAGCAUGCGCACGGCCUUGAUGUUCAAGCAAGUCAUGGGCAAGUCUUCGGGCCAACUGACCAUGCUCGCGGUCAUGCAAGAAGAGGCGGUGAAAGGCUUGAAGUUUUGCUUUGCUGCCUGGAAGAGAACCGUGAAACGCAAGGCCCAGGCAUUGCGGAAGUUCUGGCUGAAUGGUUUGAAGGACGCUUUCAAAGCCUGGCUGGAGACCCUGUUGCUUGAGCGACACGACCGGGCCCUGGAACUGCUGACCCGGACGCAGGCCGACCUGAAGCAGCUGCAGAUCACGGCCUUGGCGAGGCAGGCGCAGGCGGAACGUCUCAAAGGAUGCGUUCUCGAACUACGGCAUGGGUGUUUCAGGCAGUUCUUCCGGCGGGUCCUGUUCUCCUGGAAGCGUGUCUGUUCACGGAUCCGUCUGAUGGCAGAGAGCCGUGUGCGGGCACGGCAGGCUCUGGCAGCUUCAGCGCUGCAGGUGGCCGAAGCCAUGGGGAAGCUUACAAUCACUUUCUUGCGACCCCACCUGCAAGCAUGGGCCAGUCGCACAAGUCAAGCACGGAAACUGAAGCAUGCGGCACAUAACACGAUCAAAGCACUGGUGAGCAGCUCUCUUUCGACGGUGUUUCGCGCCUGGAAGCAAAUGAAGUUGAGCAACUACCAGACACUGGUUGCCAAGCUACAUCAGCGCGAGCGCGAGUACUCCGAGCUCCAUGAGCUAUCCGAGUCCUUCUUUCAAUGUUCGAGAGAAGGCUCCCAGCGUCUGAAGGCCAUGGAGUCCGCUGCGCAGGCCGCGGAUCGAGUUCUACAGAUCGGUGCGGCCAGGGCGGACUCCUUGGAGGCCGAGGCGAAGACGCUGCGCCAGACGCUGCUGGAGCAGAUGCGAGAAGGCGCAGCCAGCCGCGGUGGCGGUGGCAUCGGUGGCCCUGCCCUGCAGGAGAUGGAAGAGAAGUGUCGGGAGGAGCUCUUGGGUUUGAGCCGAAGAGCUGAGACGCUGGAAGCCGAGCUGGAGGCAAGCCGUGGCAUGGAGGUCAAGCUGAGGCUCGGCGAGGCUCAAACACUUCGAGCUGGGGCUCAGUCGGCCUUGGCCGACGCUGCGGCGGAGGCUCGGGACCUGCGGGAGGCCGCUGCCAGGGCCGAGCGCCAGGAGGUCGAGCUGGCGCAGCUGCAGAGAGCAAGGAGCCUCGCGGAGCUUCAAGUCCAGCGCAGUGCGGAAGAAGCGGCUCCCGGAGUGCGGCGGCACGGGGCGCACGCGGCGCACGCGGCGCCCGCGGCGGGGGGCGCGGCCGCCUCGAGAGCCGAAGCCGCCGAAGCGGCCUCGGCUUCGGCUCGCUUGGGAGACCGCGCCACGCAGACGUCGCUGCCUCCGGGUUUGGCUUCGGCUCCUCCCCCGGCGGCGGAAGCUGCUCCGUCUGGCUCGCGGUCCUUGGAUCAUCACCGCAAGUUCGUGAAUGCCUGGAAGCCAAACGGCCGGGAUCUUCCCGACACCGCAGAUGAGAAGGCCAUGAGCUUCGACCUCGCCAGCAACAUCUUGAGAACCGGAGCUUACUUCAAGAAGAAAGCUGGGCGGCGCUCUUCCGUGACGCGCUACUUCUUCGUGGGCGAGCCGGGCAGUGCCCAAGGGUUUCUCAGAUACUUCCGAGACCACAAAGCGGCUGUGUCGGCGGCGACGCCCCGGGGCGGCUUCGAUCUGGUCGACCUGGUGAGGGCCAACUGGGAUGGCCUGCAGUGCAGCAUCACUCUGACGCAAUCGACCAAAACAGAUGCUUCGGAAAGGGGCUUGGUGGAAAUUCCACAAGCUUUCUUUCAGGCUCUUCUUUUUGCCGUUCAUGAGGCGGAGUUCCGACGCCAGCAUCCUGACUGUAGAGACGGCUGA
Symbiodinium sp. CCMP2592 is the source of this 2397-nucleotide messenger RNA. The record is from the annotation of a GenBank genome assembly. NCBI's taxonomy places the organism in Eukaryota, Dinophyceae, Suessiales, Symbiodiniaceae.